AAGUAAUUCUGUUUACCUAACGUUCAUUCUACCCGCGUAACCCUUUUACUUUUAACGUUUUUACUUGAUUCUCUUACCGUAUUAGAAAGUUUCUGGGAAAGGGAAAUUGACAGAGAACGACAUAUCUGAAGACGGCGAAACAAUACCGUGGUGGAAGGAGGAACACAACGGUGCAGCCAUUAAAGAUGGCUGCAAUGGAUCACGUAAGUUUGAGAUUCUGGCAUGGUGGUUUGUUCAUGAAGAAAAAAGAUAAAUUGCUAUAUCUGAACGGUGAGUGUAAGAGUUUUGACGUUGAUCCUGAUGAACUCUGUUGGUUUUGGUUGGAGGAGUUGGCAAAGAAAUGUGGUAGUUACACCACCAUUGAUGAAAUAUAUUAUUUGAUUACUGGUCUCAGCUUGGAUAAAGGGUUAAGGAGAGUAUAUAAUGAUAAAGAGGUACUACAAAUGAGUGAGAUAGUGCUCAAAGCUAGAUCACUCAAGAUGUAUGUGGUGCAUGGGCUUGACCAAGCAGAACUAGUUGUGAUGUUACCUUCAAUCCAGAACACAGAACCUCGUACAGAAUCUGCAAAUGAAAACCAAGUGGCUGGCUACAACAUUGUAGAUGAUGAGGCACAUACAAACAUUGAUGACCACGAUGAAGCCGAAUUAGAAGGUCAAUUCGGUGAGUUACAAGGUCAAGUUGAAGGUUAGCCCAAUGACUUGUUUUUUUACUGAGGAAAUGAAUAUCUGAGUGAUGAUGAAGCAGAAGUUAGCGAUGAUGAAUAUAGAGCUGCGAAGGAUAAGGUCACAGAAUGUAAUAACAAGUUUUUUGAAAUUGCAACACAACUUCAGAAAGAAGCAGCAGAAGGUACUCUAGAAGGUCAAAAAACCAAAUCCCAUUCCAAUAUGGAUGACCUGGAUUGUUGUUUGAGUGGGUAUGAGGACAGUGAGGAAGAAAUUCACACUCCACCGGAUAGUGCAGAAGAAGACUUAGACAAUGGCAGAAAGCAAAAAAGAAUUGAUACUUUUGUCAAUUCAAAUACUGACUUCUCAACGUUUGAGUGGGAGGUGGGGCAGAGAUUUGCUACUUGGGAGGAAUUUAAGAGGGCUGUAGCUAAGUUUGCUAUUUUACAAGGUCGCAAUUUGAGCUUUGCUACGAGCAACAAAAAAAGACAACAAAGGUUGGGGGUAAGGUGUGUAGAUGGCUGUCCGUUUAGGCUAUGAAAAGGAACAAACAAUUGAAGUCUAAAUGGGUUGCAAGGCAGUUUCUUGAUGUGUUUAAAGCAAGACCUCACUGGCCAGCUAAAGAGAUUAUUGAGACAGUGAAGAGAGCGUACAAAGUAGUUAUUUCAAGAGACUUCGCAUAUAAGGUGAAAUAUUGUUCUCAUAAAAUGCUCCAUGGGUCAAUGGAGGAUCACUAUAAAAAGGUUGGGAGAUAUUUAAGUGCUCUGAAGAAUUCCAGUCCUGGUAGUGAAUUAGUGUUGGUCACCGAUGUUAAGAAACAAUUUUGUGGCCCAAUUUUUCAAAGGUUAUUCACAUGCUUUGAGGGGCUUCAAAAAGGGUGGAAGGAAGGGUGUAGGAAGGUUAUAUGUGUGGAUGCGUGUUUCCUAAAAACUUUCCUUGGUGGGCAGUUAUUAUAUGCAGUCGGC
Molecule: messenger RNA, 1627 nt
Organism: Cuscuta epithymum
Lineage: Eukaryota; Viridiplantae; Streptophyta; Magnoliopsida; Solanales; Convolvulaceae
Source: the annotation of a GenBank genome assembly